Messenger RNA from Colletotrichum tamarilloi, 1704 nucleotides. RefSeq names its product tannase and feruloyl esterase. Lineage: Eukaryota; Fungi; Ascomycota; Sordariomycetes; Glomerellales; Glomerellaceae. The record is from RefSeq and is a predicted model, not a curated record. The transcript has 4 exons. Bases 1 to 1704 code for a protein of 567 amino acids.
AUGAAGAUGCCGGCAAAUGAGUCUGGCAGCUCCACAUGCAGUGACGAUGGCAAAGUACCGCCGCCGCCCUGGCGCGUUGUCAUAUCUUUAAAAGAUGCACAUGGUCUUUCAAGGUGUUCCAGACCGACUGUCCGUAGAGAACAACGGGACAGUAAAUUCAUAAUUGGCAUCAUGCUAUCCGCAAUGACUUUGGCGUUAUGGCUUCUGCCUACUACGAGCGUGGCAAAGGCGAAUUUUAGCACACAAUGCGACUCAUUACCGAGCUUGAUCGCAUCUCUCGCUAGCAACAUCGGAGUAAUUACGACAAGUUCCAUACCGACUCACUCGCUCAACGUAUCUGGAACUUUCAACCAAGUCGCAUUCUGUCGUGUCAACGGCAGCGUUCCAUACCCGGAAAACAAUAAUGUCUUUUUCGAAGUCUGGCUUCCAGAAAGCAUCGCGUAUAAUGACAGGUUCCUAGCUGUCGGGAAUGGCGGCUUGGCUGGCCGAAUCGACUAUGCCUCAAUGCUAGAAAAUGUCAACAAGGGCUUCGCAACUUCGGGAGGGGACAGCGGUCAUCUUGCUUCAGAUAAUAACGACGGCGAUGCAUACCCAGGUGGCAUCUACUUGCCGUUCCUUCACGACCAGAAUCAAGUCCUUGCAUGGAUCCGCAAUUCUAUCGCGCUCUUCACGCCUGUAGCGAAAGAAAUCGCAACGUUUUACUAUGAAAAGUCUCCGCAACAUACCUAUUACAAGGGAUGUUCGACCGGUGGAGCCCAAGGCUUUGCACUUGCUCAGUAUCACCCUCAGCUAUUCGACGGCAUUGUUGCCGGCUGUCCGGGUAAUUGGUACUCGCAUCUGGCGCUGUCCUUUCUGUGGAACCAGCAGGUGACUCUGGGUGCUUCGUUCUUGCCACAAAAAUCACUCGACUUGAUCGCAAAUGCCGUGUUAGACAAGUGCGACACGCUAGACGGUGUUGAGGACCGAGUCCUCGAGAAUCCACUUGCAUGCACAUUUGACUUGGACAAGCUCGCUUGCACGACGCCCGCUACUAACUCGUCACAUUGUUUGACAUCUGAACAACUCACAGCUGCCAAGAAUAUAUACGCGGGACCCCGUCAUUCCCUGAGCAAUACCAGCAUCUACCCUGGGUUUGGUCUGGGCAGUGAGUCGGAAUGGAUGAUGCAGGAGGGUCGUUUGUCCCUUUCGUUCUCUCUUCCUCUCCUGCAAAACAUGGUAUUCGACGACUUGAAUUACAAUGGCAGCACAUUCGACUGGGCUAGCGAUGUGGAUGCGCUGGAUCUCAAGGUUGGAAGCUUAAUUGACUCCGUCAGUCCCAACCUGACUUCCUUCAAGGACAGGGGAGGAAAGCUUCUUGUAACGCAAGGAUGGGCCGACCCUUUCAAUGCGGCAACCUGGCCCAUUGAUCAUUUGAAUGAGAUCAGUCAGGUGACAGGUGGCGAUCGAGAUGAGUGGUUAUCUUUAUUUAUGGUUCCAGGUGGUGGCCAUUGCGGAGGUGCCUCGAGUUAUACUCACGUUCCCGGGAAACAAAACUCCCUCGAAGCCUUAGUCGAGUGGGUGGAGCAGAAGAAGGAUCCUGAAGCCCUUUUGGGAACAUCGCCCGCAGAUGGAAGCGAUAGAACCAAAAGGCUAUGCCGAUGGCCUCGUACGGCCAAGCUUGUAGGGUCAGAUGUUGACAGUUGGGAGUCAUUUGUUUGCGAAUAA